GUAUAAUCUUGCCAUUUAACGCACAAAACAAGAAAAUCGAACGUAUCAUUAAAACACACUGGCACCACAUUCAAAAGGACAAGUUGAUAGGCCCCACCAUCUCUAUGAACCCACAUAUCAUAUACACCAGGGACCCAAACCUAGGCCUGAAAGUUGCCCCAUUCAUUAAAACACAAUAAAAAAAAAUAAAAAAAAAACUCAUUAAACGCGUGGCAAAAACUAAGAGGAUUCUACAGAUGCAACCACUACCUUGCUCUAAUAUGAAAUAAAAGAAACCCCUGACUUGCAGCAGCACAAAUGUUAUUUACAUCACACAAAUGCCCCUGCAAAGAGCAAUAUAUUGGCAGGACAAAAAGAUGUUUAAAAAAAAAAAAAAACGCAUAUCAGAACAUAUGAGCAAUAUUAAGAAAGGUUUUGAAAAACACUCCCUCUCUAAACAUUUUAGGUUACAUCACAACCAAGGUCCCUCAGGCCUGUUUUUCGCAGUCCUGGAAAGAAUAGAAACAGAUUGGAGGGGAGGCAAUCAUAUUGCAAAGAUGUGACGUACAGAAACAACGUUCAUGUUUGAGUUUAGCACACUCAUGCCAGAAGGCUUGAACGCUGACUUAGAAUUGUUCAGCUUCCUUUAGAAUUAUUGCGUGGUUGCCUCCGGCCGACUGGGGAUAGGCGUCAGACUGGUUAGCAGCACCCCUAACCCCACUCGGUAUGAGGCCACCACUCCCUAUCCACAUACUAUCUCAAAGAAAACUGGUAAAACAUGUGACUAUACAUCGGUUACAAGUAGAAGAAGUUAUCUUUCAGUAGAAAACCUUAUGUGUGAUGAUCUUACAAGUGUUCAAAAGACGGUGCAAAGACUGUCUCUACACAUAGGUUCAUAUAGAUGUCUUCCAUUCUGUCUUCCAACGUUUAACGCCAUUUUUACCUAAAGAAAGGUUCCCUAAAGAAACUUUUGCAUGGAAUACCUCCAGUGCUAUACUUUACAGGUUGUACAUAAAAAAUGCACCGCAUUCGAAAUGUAACUAUGUAUUUACAUCCAAGCAUCACAAUACCGAUCUCUGCACUUAUAAAGACUGUUGCCAAAAACAUGAAAUCAAGAAAAAAGAAGGAAAAAUAGCAUCCUAUGACUAGUCACAUCCACACCAUGGAAUCCAGUCCAGCUCUUUGAUGAUCACCACAGACAGGGUAUAAAAACGGCCUGAUGGGCAGGUGGCGGGUAACCACUGAUGAAGGAGGCAGGUUGGACCUCCGAAACGCGUCUGACCCGCAUCUGUACAAUUUGAUGGACGACAAAUAAUUACUCAUUUCUUGGAAGCGCUUCCAAUAUUGACCUUCUCCCCUUCUGAAUGAAGAUCACCGCGCGGUGAACGCGGACCGGCCCGCAAAAACGUGGGGGCGCCGAACACGGUGACGUCACACCCACGUGGGACGCCAAACGAGGAGACUCGGACGCCAAGAAAGGGGACUCGAAUGGCGAACUAGCGGUCGCGGCCGACAAGAUCACCGGAGAAGGUAACUACAGUCGGGGUACAGACUUCCUUACCUUGUGGGACACCACAACAGCUACAACACCCGACUGUUUUAUGUUAGUACGAACAUAGACAGCCCUGCUAUUGUCAUCAGAGACUAACUUAUUGUGAAGAAACGUUUCAAGUGGAUGUUGAAUGCACUAAUACACUGACUUCCAGAUAAGCAGACUGGAAUGAAGAUUAUAUCGGAAACUGCCAUACAAUAACAGUAAAGGUCCACCAUAUUUGUGACAACAGAGAGGCGACAUUACCGGCAAUAUAAGAACAGUUACUGCAUUACAGCCAAUAUAUAGCUAUUAUAUACCUUUCCCACUGAGAAAGCUACUUACCUGCCUGUUAGAGAAAUACUCCACCAAUUAACAUCUAGAGUGCGAAUGACCAGAAAAUAGCCCUGUAUGGUGGUGACCAUUGCCAAACCUUUAUCCAUCCUGCACUUUCUAUAUUUUUAUAUUCUAUAUAUGCUUUUAUUGAUUUGUGUAUUGAUAUUUUAGUCCUAUCCGUACUCCACUCCCACUGACGUGACACAACAGUAACGCGGGUUCUCUUCCCCAAUGGAAGGGUGGAUCCAGUAAAUGUAUAUUCAUUUGCAAUGUAUGACUUUUUGUUGUGAUUGAUGUUUAUAGGAAAUAAACGUAUUUUGGUCACCCCUACAUUGCUUUCUGUUUGUCACCAGGUGAAGAGUGCCGUUCAUUCUAUUUAAUACUCCAUAUGUGACCAUCAUCUCUGAUCGGGUGAAUCAGCUGAACCUAGAGCACCUGUACAUUGUGUUGGUCAGUAAAAACCGCAAGUCAGAAGAAGAUUCUCAUUUGUGUACUUUUUGUGAUAACAAUUAUAUUAAUCUUCACCAUGAAAAGGAGACACAUGGACAUUAGGGACUGGCGCACAAUCACUAUAUUUUCCUGCAAUCAAAAUGGGGAAAACAAAUCAUUGAUCUUCAGUCACCUGCAGAAACCUAUGAUUGACAGGAUGCUGUACGAGAGACCAGAAGCCCUGAAGCCUCCACGGACAGGUGUUCUCACGGUGACUCCAUGGCUAGCGCCGAUUGUAUGGAAUAGACUCUUCAAUAUAGACAUACUCAACGCACAAUUCCACAAGAGAAGAGUUCACAUUGGACUGACUGUGUUUGCUAUUAGAAAGUACACUAAGUUUAUCAAACAUUUUCUGGACACAGCUGAGAAGUUUUUUAUGACUGGACACCGGGUCACUUAUUAUGUAAUGACCGACCAGCCCGCUGCCGUCCCCAACAUUACACUUGGUGAAAAGAGAAAUCUGGUUGUCCUGGAGGUCCCAGCCUACAAAAGAUGGCAGGACAUCACCAUGAGGGGGAUGCAGAUCAUUCGAGACUACAUCCAUGAUCGGUUCGUCAAUGAGGUGGACUAUCUGGUGUGUCUAGAUGUGGACAUGGAGUUCAAAGACCAGGUUGGGGUUGAGAUCCUCAGUGAUGUUUAUGGCGUCAUCCAUCCGGGUUUUUUCACAUCGUCUCGCAAGGAGUUCCCCAAUGAAAGGCGACCUCAGUCUGCAGGUUACAUCCCCGAAGACGAGGGCGAUUUCUAUUACACGGGGUCCCAUUUUGGAGGCACGGUGGAAGAGAUCUACAAGUUGACCAACCAUUGCCACCACGCCAUGCUGGCCGAUAAAGACAUAAACAUAGAAGCCCUUUGGCAUGAUGAGAGUUAUCUCAACAGAUAUUUCCUGUAUUACAAACCCACCAAGCUCCUGUCUCCAGAGUAUUCCUGGAACUACUACUUUGGAGACUCGGCCCUGGUGGAGAAGAAGAGAUUUGUCGAUCUCCCUAAGGAGUAUGCCAAAGUACGUGACAACCCAUGA
Molecule: messenger RNA, 3353 nt
Organism: Bufo gargarizans (Asiatic toad)
Lineage: Eukaryota; Metazoa; Chordata; Amphibia; Anura; Bufonidae
Product: histo-blood group ABO system transferase-like
Exons: 7
Coding region: 2373-3353 (326 amino acids)
Biological process (GO): carbohydrate metabolic process
Cellular component (GO): vesicle; membrane; Golgi apparatus
Molecular function (GO): hexosyltransferase activity
Source: RefSeq, a predicted model, not a curated record